Drosophila miranda is the source of this 815-nucleotide messenger RNA. RefSeq lists its product as uncharacterized. The transcript has 3 exons. The record is from RefSeq and is a predicted model, not a curated record. NCBI's taxonomy places the organism in Eukaryota, Metazoa, Arthropoda, Insecta, Diptera, Drosophilidae. The coding region runs from base 121 to 531 and encodes 136 amino acids.
CUCGCCGGCGGCUAGGUUGCUGCAGUGCUGGAAAUCCCUGCUGGUUCAUGACGGGUGGCUGGCGGGGACGCCGCAAACCCUGAGUGGCGGCUUUUGAGUAGAUUCAGCAGCGGCGGCCGCAUGCUGGAUCCGCUCCUGAGUCAGCAGGGUGAUGAGAUAGUCCAGUUUCUGGCUGAGCUCAUCGCUAGGACGGACACUCUGACUGCUCGCCACGGGCUGGAAUCCAGUUGUGGUCGCUGCUGGCGGCACCGAAUGCCAUACUUGCCUCCCAGGAAGAGGCUGGGAAUGACUCGCUGGUUGCCGUGUGCGGAGUGCAUCGGCAUAACUGCUCAUUUGAACUGGAGGAGCAGGAGCUCUUGCGCCAGAGCGCGCUCGCCGGCGGCUAGGUUGCUGCAGUGCUGGAAAUCCCUGCUGGUUCAUGACGGGUGGCUGGCGGGGACGCCGCAAACCCUGAGUGGCGGUUUCUGGGUAGAUUCAGCAGCGGCGGCCGCAUGCUGGAUCCGCUCCUGUGUCAGCAGUGUGAUGAGGUAGUCCAGUUUCUGGCUGAGUUCAUCGCUAGGACGGACACUCUGACUGCUCACAGUGGGCUGGAAUCCGAUUGUGGUCGCUGUGGGUGGCACCGACUGCCAUACUUGCCUCCCUGGAAGAGGCUGGGAAUGACUCGCUGGCUGCCUUGUGCGGAGUGCAUCGGCAUAGCUGCUCAUCUGAGCUGGAGGAGCAGGAGCUCUUGCGCCUGAGCGCGCUCGCCGGCGGCUUGGCUGCUGCAGUGCUGGAAAGCCCUGCUGGUUCAUGACGGGUGGCUGGCGGGGACGCCG